AUGCGCAUUCUCGAAGACAGCUUAAUCCACGUCAACCUCCGCGACAGUUCUGGGACGCCUUUGCAGCACCUGGUCGUGGCAACGCAGGAUGCGUCGCUGCUUCAAAUGCUGCUGAAAAAACCUGACCUCCAACUCGACGCCAAAGACGCGACAGGUCGCACGGCUCUCGCAAUCGCGCUUACCACUGGCAACACGAAGACUUCCCUUGCGCUGCUCCACGCAGGCGCGUCCGUGGAACUCGUCGACAAGGUUCAAUGUGCUUCAGCGCCCGAUUUCGUCGCCGCUUUGCGCCAAGUAGCCUCCUCCAACGACACGAGCUCUGUGGUGCAUCUACUGCGUCUGGGCGUGAGUUGCUCGUUGGCCAACGAGCAAGGCGAAACGGUGUGGCAUGUGGCGGCUGCAAAGGGCCACCUGUCUAUCCUCAUGAUGCUGGUCCAACGAGAGAUCAAGGGCGAGAAUGGCAUUGACGCGACCAACCACAAUGGGGAAUCACCCGUUUUUGUUGCUGCGAUCGCUGGCCACGCCGACGUUGUCCAAUGUCUCCUUCGCGCCAACGCCAACCCCAUCUCGUUUCCAAAGUACUGUCUUUGA
Messenger RNA from Saprolegnia diclina VS20, 591 nucleotides. RefSeq lists its product as hypothetical. Gene Ontology annotation, molecular function: protein binding. The record is from RefSeq and is a predicted model, not a curated record. NCBI's taxonomy places the organism in Eukaryota, Oomycota, Saprolegniomycetes, Saprolegniales, Saprolegniaceae. The transcript is spliced from 6 exons. The coding region runs from base 1 to 591 and encodes 196 amino acids.